AUGGAGGACGGUCCUGUUAUUUUUGGCUUUCAAAACAUUUUUCUUACCAUGUUUGCUACUUUUUUCUUCUUCAAGCUUUUAAUUAAAGUCUUUUUGGCUCUCCUAACCCAUUUCUAUAUCGUCAAAGGAAAUAGAAAAGAAGCAGCUAGGAUAGCAGAAGAGAUCUAUGGUGGAGUUUCAGAUUGCUGGGCUGAUCGAUCCCCACUUCAUGAAGCUGCAGCCCAGGGGCGUUUGCUGGCUCUUAAAACUUUGCUGGAACAAGGCAUCAACGUGAACCUCGUGACCAUUAACCGGGUCUCCUCUCUACAUGAGGCCUGCCUGGGAGGGCACGUGGCCUGCACCAAAGCCUUGUUGGAAAGCGGUUCCCACGUCAAUGCAGUGACGGUGCACGGAGCAACGCCUCUGUUUAAUGCCUGCUGCAGUGGCAGCGCUGCCUGCGUCAUGGUUCUGCUCCAGUUCGGAGCCAAGGCCCAGCUCCAGGCGCACCUGGCUUCACCAAUCCACGAGGCGGUGAAGAGAGGUCAUAUAGAAUGUGUGGAGAUUCUACUGGCAAAUAAUAUUGACAUCGACCAAGAAUUGCCUCAGCUGGGAACUCCUUUGUAUGUGGCCUGUACCUAUCAAAGGGUAGCAUGUGUGAAGAAACUUCUAGAAUUCGGGGCCAACGUGGAUCAGGGCCAGUAUCUGGACACCCCAUUGCAUGCCGCGGCGAGGCAGUCCAGUGUAGAUAUCGUCCAGCUGCUGCUGGACUAUGGGGCUAACUUGACAUGUCGGAAUGCUCAGGGCAAAAAUGCCCUUGACUUGGCAACUCCCAAAAGCAGCGUGGAACAGGCACUGCAGCUCCAGGAAGGCCCACCUACUCUUUCCAAGCUCUGCCGCCUGUGCGUUCGGAAGUGCUUGGGUCGACCAUGCCAUCAGACCGUCUGCCAGCUCUGCCUGCCAGAACCCCUGGAAAGAUUCCUCCUGUAUCAAUAG
Molecule: messenger RNA, 972 nt
Organism: Suncus etruscus (white-toothed pygmy shrew)
Lineage: Eukaryota; Metazoa; Chordata; Mammalia; Eulipotyphla; Soricidae
Gene: ASB11
Product: ankyrin repeat and SOCS box containing 11
Exons: 7
Coding region: 1-972 (323 amino acids)
Biological process (GO): intracellular signal transduction; protein ubiquitination; positive regulation of protein catabolic process
Molecular function (GO): protein binding
Source: RefSeq, a predicted model, not a curated record